UCUAGAUAUACAUAUAUGGUAUACAUAUAUUUUAAGAAAUUAGAAGAAUUUUAAAUAGAAAUCAAUAUUAUUUAAAAUUUCUUUCGGGCAAUGUAGAAACACAUUUUAUAUAGAGGAAGGAAGCAGAUGAAUACCAUUUUGGUUUUUUAAAGUAAUUUAGUAAAUAUUAAUGCGACACAAUUCUUAUUAACACUAGUUUGUUAACUAUAGAGUUCUACUAUUCUAUAAAUAGAAAUUUGUCAAGUAUAUAGAAUAAAUAUUAUUUACAAUUUUCUGAAAACGGAAAAAGAGAUGUGCUUGUGAGAUAGCAGAGGGGUCUGGAAUACUAACAACUAAUAUCAUAAAAGGCUCUUUUAUCAAAUAAUUAUUAAAAAAUCAAAUUAAUGAUUCUUCAUUAAUAUUAAAAAUUGAGAAUCCUAAACAAAACAAGUUGAUAUAUCAAAAGCUUCCUAUAUAUAUGCGUAGACGUGUUAUGUCUCAUAAUUCCAAAAGAAUGCCACGCAGAUUGCGAGAAGUGCACAAAGCGCAAAUGGCAAAAUCUGCAAACGGUAAAAAACCAUUAAUAAAGAAGCGACCGUCCCGAAAGCAUCGUAGAAGACCACGCAAUUUACUGUCCGAAUAUAAUCGCAGGCAGCGUAACAAAAUUUGGUUGGAAACGCACAUCUGGCACGCAAAGCGCUUUCACAUGAUCGACAAAUGGGGAUAUAGAAUUGCUAGAUAUUCAAACGACAGGUGUUUUAGAGCUAACUAUCGAGCCGCCGCAAAAUACUGUCUCUUGCAAGACAUUUCCUACUAUACUUGCGUCGAAAUUACGGGAAAUGAAAAUUUAUUGAAGACAACUUUAAGAACGCAUUGUAAUCCGUCGACAUUGACUUUUGCAGCAAAAAAAUAUAUUAACGGUCAUAGGGAAGGUACUUUGAUGUUUUUUAAAAGAGAUGGAUAUCCGCAUUUUCCUAUUGGUAAUGUAAAAUUUUUUUGGCGGCCAAACAAAUUGGACAUUCAAACAGAUAUUAAGACUAUUUGGAUCUGGGUGCAUCCUGCCUUCUACGACGAUUUUCUCAUUGAAAUUAUAUCGAGUUUCGAAUUUAAGCUGAAUGAUGCUGAACAAGAUGCAACCAAUACUAUCCGUAACUUGAAUUGUUCAUAUAUGAAUGAUACAGGUUGUAAAAUGAUCAUAUUAAGAAAUGCGUUGAACAGAUUUCGACUUCAUGGGAUAUUAGCUCUAAAUGUACUAACAAAAGCAUUACAAUUGCCAUCCUUAAAUGAAUCAGAUCUUUUUUCAGAUCACACUGUUUCAGAAGAUAACGACAGCUCGUUAAAUAAUAAAAUGAGGAACAUAAGUAAAAUAUUAGUAGAUAAUGACGUGCAAUUUACAGAGAAGAUGGCGAUCGACGAAAUAAGUGAGGAAGACACUACAACUUUCAAAUAUUUGAGUAUAGAACUUGGUAAAAAGGCAUGGUAUAUUGAUUACUAUAAGAAACAAGAAAAUAUGGAGGCUUUUAAAGUACAAGCACAAUUGUGGCAAACACUGAAGUCUUUGGAAUCGCCGAAUCAUUUACCACCAAAUAUGAUUACUGCAGUUACUGUUUUAGAUCCACGUUUUCAUUUACCUGAGAAAAGAACGAAAUGUAGUACUGAAGUAACAGAAACAUUUUCUCGAUUAGUUUCAAUUCAUCAGCCAGUAGCUAAUUCAAGUUGUUCUCCUAUUUGGGAUACAGAAGUACGUCAUAUCGUUAGCAGUUCUUGCGUAUCCACAGGCACUAUUAAUAAACUCAGAAGUGAGUGUCUUGUACCUGGUAUAGCAAAUGACCGAUAUUACGAUGAAAACAUUAUGGCGAAAAUACCUAUACUAAUUAUUCAGAGGCCUGGAACUAUAACAGGUUUUGGUUCUGGUGUAGAUGUUAUUGUACCAGGCAGAUGGGCGAUGCCAUUUUGGCUUGCAUUUAUAAUGCAAUGUGCAAGAGUAGGUGCACUUCGAGAAUCAAGAUCGAUAAUUUUUGAAAGUUUGAAUUCAAAUGCAUCCGAUAUUAUUGAUCCUGACAGUCCUGCCUACAUGAGAGAGGCACUGCUUACAAAAAAGGAAUUGACUAACAAAUAUUUUUGUUAUCCACCAAAUAGAAGAGUUAAUUUUGUUAAACUUGGAAUUUGUAGCCCGUUUUUCUGUGACUGGAAAAAUUUGACGAAAGAUUGGUCAGGCAAUGAAAAUUUUUACAUUUUAAGAAAUCAGGAACUUUUAUUACAUUUGCAAGCGAAUAUUUGUUUUGUCCAAAAUAAAAAUACAAAAUUACUUGCCCAAAAUACGCAAUCCGAUUUUACAAAUUUAAACGAUUAUAAAAAUUGUCUGAUAUGCGUUCAAAUAUCUAUGAUAGGAAAAGGAUCGCCGAAGAAAUUUGCUAUCAUAUGCAUGCCGACAACCGAAGAUUUAAUGAAAUUUGAAAAUGAUAAGAAAUGCCUUGGGCCUGUAGAGAAAUGUCAUAACGAUCCGAAUGAAAAAGUUCGUAAGACAUUACGAAAAAAUCAUUUGAUGCUGUUAAAACGACUAAGACGACAAAGAGUUCGAUUGAAUCGAGCGUUGAAGAAUAACGCGUUAAAGCUAUUGGAAGAAGAAUCUAUCGGCAAGUUGAACGAAAGUAAACGCGUUACUAUUUCAUCACAUCGUAAAAUUAUAACUGAUCAUUCAGUAAAAAUGUCAGAAAUGUAUCUUCCAAAAUGUACAGAAGUUCGUUAUUCCUGCGAUAGAGAAGUUAUAGGAUUUAUAACACUGGGGGACUUUUCGUUUAGCCAAGCAAAAGGUAUCGGCAUGGGAUAUAUUACAUUACCUUCAUUACUCGAAAUGAUUAACAAAAAGUUUAAUAUUGUUCUUGUCAGAAAUAUUCAAACGCGACAGUACAGAUUAGCGGAAUUAAAUAUAUUAGGUGUUUGAUGUGUAUUAUGUUUUAUAGACUUUGUAUAAUUAAAGUGUUUGCUACUGGAACAA
Molecule: messenger RNA, 2977 nt
Organism: Solenopsis invicta (red fire ant)
Lineage: Eukaryota; Metazoa; Arthropoda; Insecta; Hymenoptera; Formicidae
Gene: Pop1
Product: ribonucleases P/MRP protein subunit POP1
Exons: 3
Coding region: 458-2923 (821 amino acids)
Biological process (GO): tRNA 5'-leader removal
Cellular component (GO): nucleolar ribonuclease P complex; ribonuclease MRP complex
Source: RefSeq, a predicted model, not a curated record